UAAGUGUAUCUGAUUAGUGAAAUGAGGGUGCUAGUUGAAAUCAAGGGUUGAAUAACGAAGUCUCCGACUGCUACCGAAGACUUUGAACCACCCUCUCUUUCUUUUCCAUUCAACAUAUAAAAAUGUCAGCACCAAGAAGGUGGGAACACCUCAAAAUGCCAUUUGAAGACAUAAAAGCUGCAACCAAUGAUUUUAAAAAAUGUAUUGGGAGUGGCGGAUACGGGCGGGUGUAUGAAGGACAACUGUCCAUCUCCGGAAAGCUUACCAUGGUUGCAGUAAAAAGGCUAAACGAGAAUCUCGGACAAGGGAUGAGAGAGUUUUUGACAGAGCUCGAGUUGCUCUCCGGUCAAAAUCAUGAAAACAUCAUCUCUCUUUUGGCUUACUGCGACCAGGGAAAGGAGAAGAUUAUUGUGUAUGAGUAUGCAGAGCAUGGAAGUUUUGAUAAGUAUAUUAGGCGUACGAGUGACAAAAAUCUUACAUGGCUGGAAAGACUAACAAUAUGUGCCGAUGCAGCACGUGGAUUAGAUCACCUCCAUAGUCACUUUGGAGAGCAUCAAGCCAUCAUCCAUCGCGAUAUCAAAAGCGCGAAUAUAUUGAUAAAUGAUAAAUGGGUUGCUAAAAUUUCUGAUCUUGGAUUGUCCAAGUUGAGUUUAGCAGGUUUGGAUAGAAGUGCUGUUAUUUCCAACGCGUGUGGCACUCCUGGUUAUGUUGAACCAGAAUACAUUAGGAGUGGUGUCGUGACGAAACAAUCUGAUGUUUAUUCUUUCGGUAUGGUACUAUUUGAAGCUCUGUCUGGGAGGUUGUGCUCAUUAAAAGAGGAUGAUGGCUUCUUGUUAUCAGGAAACUUAGCCAAAGAAUACUACAAAGAAAAUAAGUUAGAUGAGAUUGUUGAUCCUAGAUUAAUGGAACAAAUGAGCUCAUACUCUAUGAGAAAAUUUGCAGCAAUUGCAUAUAGAUGCUUGCAUGAUGACCGAGAACAACGAGCUUCCAUGGAUGUUGUCAAGAAAGAACUUGAGGAGACAUUAAGAAUCCAGGUGGAGUUUGAGCAUACGAAGAUAAAUAAGAAGUCAUCAAAGGGUCAUGAUGUACCAAAACCUGACUCGUAUUGGGAGACAAAGCUACCACGAGACUGGGAAGUAUUAAUUAAACUGCUUGAUCUUUCUGAAGCGAGGUAUACCACCAAAAAGAAAAUCUUUUUUCUUCUUCACAAGGGAAUUAUUUUCGAUGAAGGCAACAAGGUCUUCUGGAUAAAUGACGAAGAAAAGAGGUGUUUGUUGAUUUCAGCUAGAACAUUUCUCACAGCAGGUCUUCCAAAUUACCCUAGAUGGGUGUCACAUUAUUAUUUGAGGUUUUCGACUGUCGCGGAGUAUUAUUUUAAGGAAUAUCAUGACAUCAAUUGUCAAAUAAAAACCAAUGUGUUAUCACCUGGUACCAUGUAUGCUGCUAGCUUGAUAUUCAAAUACCGGGAGCAAUCUAUUAGGGAUCUCGAACGCGUAAAGUUGAUUACGAUUAAAUGGAAAAUGGAAGAGUUGAGUGUUCGUUCUACACACACCGCAGAACUCAUAGUGAAUAACUGGUAUAAGAUCAACAUGUGGCAUUUCAUAUAUCAUGGUCCAAGUGCUGAAUUUGACUUUGUGAUAGAAGAGCUUUCAUAUUUCGAAGAUCGUAUGGAAUCUGAGUUAUUGAUCCAGGGAAUAGAAUUUUAUCCUAUAGAGAUGAUGCAGCAUGAAGAGACUGAAAGAUUUUCAAGUCAUUCGAUAACACAUGAAGAUGCAUAUUGGUGGGGAAAGUUGCCAAAUGACUUUCAAAGCUAUAUUGAAAGGUCAGACAAGCCGUUGCACUACACCAACAAAAAAGAGCUCUACUUUUGUUUUUGUGAUGGUUUCCUUGGUGAUGAUGGCCAAUUGUGGUUUUCACUAUGCAAAUCAACCGGUGCAAUAUAUUCUAUGCUACCAGCUACAAGUACCGUGCCUGAUAACUCUAACUACAAACGUUUAGAUACAAUAUCUCUAUCUACAUCCAGGUUUGGGAAGGUGAAAAAACUACGAGGUGCCUAUUGGUACAGUUUUGAGUGUAAACUUCAAUUCCACAUGUUUUCACCUCAGUAUAAAUAUGCAUGUUAUCUUGUGUUCAAAUUUGAAGACAACCAUGCUGAGCCUGAUGAUCCUUGUUUCUUUAAGGCAUGGUACAACUUGGAUGACAUUUUUGGAGAUACAUUAUUUGCCCAUUUCAAACUGUCUUCAAUGAAUAUACCAACAAUAAAGCCAAAGAAUGAUUAUGGAUUAGAUGACUCCACAACUGAAAGAUGGAUUCCAAAACCUGACAUGGAACGUCUUGUAGAUACUCAGAUCGAAGAAAGAGAGGAUGGUUGGAUGGAGUUGAUGUUGUGCAAACCACUUGAGCAGUUGCAAGACCAUAAGUCACUAAGGGUAACAUUAUCAAAAUACAAGGGCGGGAGCUUUAGCGGAAUUCUUGUGGAAGGCCUCGAGUUUAGACCAUUUAAAUAACAAGGUAUACCUAUUGUGUAUUUGGAAAUGGUCUCUCUGAGGGAGUGAUUUUGAGUUUGAACUUGUCUUUGAAAUUUAUGUUUGUAGCUUUCAGAAAAGGCUAAUCAAAUGUAUUGUAAAUUUUAUAUCUUAAUUUUCUGUUAUUUAAAAGUCAAAUGAUAUAUUAAACAUACUUUGAAUCAAGGCUAUAGAGAGUCUAAUGAUAUAUAUCUUGAGUAAA
Molecule: messenger RNA, 2727 nt
Organism: Erigeron canadensis
Lineage: Eukaryota; Viridiplantae; Streptophyta; Magnoliopsida; Asterales; Asteraceae
Exons: 8
Coding region: 123-2507 (794 amino acids)
Biological process (GO): protein autophosphorylation
Cellular component (GO): plasma membrane; plasmodesma
Molecular function (GO): transmembrane receptor protein tyrosine kinase activity; ATP binding
Source: RefSeq, a predicted model, not a curated record